Lindgomyces ingoldianus is the source of this 2409-nucleotide messenger RNA. Its product is annotated as electron transfer flavo protein-ubiquinone oxidoreductase-like protein. Gene Ontology annotation, cellular component: mitochondrial inner membrane. Bases 190 to 2082 code for a protein of 630 amino acids. Gene Ontology annotation, molecular function: electron-transferring-flavoprotein dehydrogenase activity; iron-sulfur cluster binding. The transcript has 2 exons. The record is from RefSeq and is a predicted model, not a curated record. Lineage: Eukaryota; Fungi; Ascomycota; Dothideomycetes; Pleosporales; Lindgomycetaceae. Gene Ontology annotation, biological process: electron transport chain.
AAUAGAGGUUCAUUAAGUAUCCUCAUUCCCGUCGAAGCUGAAAGCUCUGAGAUAUGUCUCGUCCAAUGACAACUCUGGCAUUUACUUUCCGCUUAGCCUCGGGCUGCGGGCAAAACAUCGUCAUCGAGACUUUCCGUCUCUUAUGACCGAGCUCGCCCAGAUGCACGUUUUUCCAUACUCCACCGCACAAUGGCCUCCAGGAUCCUGCCAGCAUCGAUAGCCCGACGGACGCUUCAGUCUGCUCCUCAAUCGAUCCGUGCCGCCUCGCGAACAAUUCCCUACGUUGCACCGAGAACGAAAAAUUUGUGGGACUCGUAUCGGCCCGCGCUGCGCAUUGCCGGUCAAAGAAGAGCUCUCUCCAACACAGCUCAGACGAGAUUCGCAAACGCUGAUGGUACUUUUGAUCCACGACAUCACGAACGCGAGAGCGACGAGGUCGAUGUUUGCAUUGUCGGUGGAGGCCCUGCAGGUUUGGCUUCAGCCAUCCGCUUGAAGCAGCUGGCGAAUGAGGCUGGGAACGACGACUUCAGGGUGUUGCUGCUUGAGAAGGCCGGAGAAUUGGGUGACCAUAUUGUAUCUGGCAAUGUGAUCGAACCUGGUGCUCUCAACGAGCUCCUUCCAGAUUGGCUCUCCGAGGACAACCCAAACCGGUUCGAGCAUGUCACCCCUGCCAAAGAGGAUAGAAUGCGGCUCCUUACAAAGACGAGCUCCAUUCCAAUCCCCAAGCCCCCGCAAAUGAACAACCACGGUAACUACAUAAUAAGUCUCAACCAACUAGUCAAGUGGCUUGGGGAGCGAGCAGAAGAAGCCGGCGUAGAAAUAUACCCAGGAUUCGCCGCCUCGGAAGUAUUGUACAACCAUGAGGGUGUCGUGAAAGGCGUCGCCACCAAUGAUCUUGGAAUUUCCAGAGAGGGUAAGCCGAAAGACACUUUUGAGCGAGGAAUGGAGUUCCACGCCCGUGUCACCCUUCUCGGAGAGGGCUGUCACGGUAGCUUGACGAAACAGGUGGUUAAGAAGUACGAUCUCAGGAGGGACAGCCAACAUCAGACAUACGGUCUCGGCAUCAAAGAGGUCUGGGAGAUACAGCCUGAGAAAUUCCAAUCUGGUCUUAUUGUUCAUUCUAUGGGCUACCCCCUUCCUUCCAAUACAUAUGGGGGUGGCUGGAUGUAUCACUUUGGCGACAACAUGGUCAGUAUCGGCCUUGUUGUUGGCCUAGAUUAUCCGAACCCUUGGCUUGCACCUUAUGGCGAAUUCCAGAAAAUGAAGCACCAUCCUAUGUACAAGGAUGUGUUAGAAGGAGGCAAGUGCAUUGCAUACGCUGCCAGAACACUCAAUGAAGGUGGAUUUCAAUCCAUCCCCAAGUGCGCUUUCCCUGGUGGUGCUCUGAUUGGAGACACGGCAGGCUUUCUCAACGUGCCCAAAAUCAAAGGAACGCACACCGCUAUGAGAUCAGGCAUGUUAGCUGCCGAGGCCACGUGGGAUGCCUUGCAGGCCAACGCUGAUACUGGGACCAUUUUUCUUUAUGAUUACGAAGAUAAACUGCGAUCGUCUUCGAUCUGGUCGGAGCUCAAGCAAGUCCGGAACAUGCGCCCAUCGUUCCAUACACCUCUCGGAAUGUAUGGCGGCAUCAUCUAUUCUGGACUGGAGGCAUAUGUCCUGCGGGGGAAAAGUCCUUGGACCUUCAAACAUGGCAGGCCUGAUUAUGCAGCAACUAAGCCCGCCGACCAGUGCAAGAAGAUCGAAUAUCCCAAGCCAGAUGGCAAGAUCAGUUUUGACAUCCUGACGAGUGUUAGCCGGAGCGGCACUAAUCACGAGGAGGAUCAGCCUGUCCAUCUUCAGGUCAAGGAUUGGGACAAGCAUGCCCAGGUAGAAUGGCCAAAAUACAAGGGGGUGGAGAGCCGCUUCUGUCCUGCUGGCGUGUACGAGUAUGUCGAGGAUGACAGCAAAGAACUGGGCGUGAGGUUCCAGAUUAAUGCCCAAAACUGUGUCCACUGCAAGACUUGUGAUAUCAAGGUCCCUAACCAGGACAUCAAUUGGACAACCCCUCAGGGCGGCGAAGGACCCAAGUAUGUGUUAACCUAACCUUUUGGAGACGGAGCCAUGGGAAUCAACCGGCAAGCGCACUUGCGUUGGGAGUCCUUUCUUUGAGAGCCUGACUUGUGGAAUUAUUGAGAAAACUGUAACAUAGCCCCGGACGAGAUGUCUGAAUAGAGGUUUCCAGCCAUGAUUAGGAACUGGCCAGACAAAAUGCAAUGCCAAUAACAAUGCCACCUCAGCACAUUGCGGAAGAACUCUUGAUGCCCAAGGGUGAUAGGGCACUGCAAGGGGUGGAUUGGCUGCGAAUAGUAGGACGCGGGGACAAGUCACCGCUACCUUCAAGGACCAGGAGGCUUCUUCGGUGCCUUUCUG